This is a messenger RNA of Telopea speciosissima, 8388 nucleotides long. RefSeq names its product protein NO VEIN. Gene Ontology annotation, cellular component: nucleus. Gene Ontology annotation, biological process: embryo development ending in seed dormancy; root development; leaf vascular tissue pattern formation. NCBI's taxonomy places the organism in Eukaryota, Viridiplantae, Streptophyta, Magnoliopsida, Proteales, Proteaceae. The transcript is spliced from 14 exons. The record is from RefSeq and is a predicted model, not a curated record. Bases 41 to 8380 code for a protein of 2779 amino acids.
CUUUUUCCCGCGUGUUUGCGGCUUUUGCAAACUCUACUCCAUGUACGGCCAGCACUACCGCCCCCGUCCCUCCGGCGGCCCUCGUGGGCCGGCGCAACCACCAGCACCACCACUUCCUCAGUACUUUCCCCUAAACCCCAACCCUUACAUCCAAAACCCAAUCCCUUACACCCAAAACACUAACCCCUUCCUCCAAAACCCUAACUUCCAAUCAUCUCAGUCUUCUCACCUCCAAAACCCCACCUUUCCACUCCAAAACCCUAAUCCCUACCUCCAAAACCCUAACUUCUCCUCUCAGGUUUCUCACCUUCAAAACCCAACUUUACCUCUCCAACAGUUCCCCAACUCUUGCUUCCAACCUCAAAGUUCCACUUCGAAACCAAGCGAAGCCCGCGAGAGGAUCGACUGUGCUGUAGUAAAGGCUCAUCGCAAUCUUCUAGCCGUUGGUGAAAGCGUCUCGGCAUGGAAAGUCUCCCAGUCUGCGCUGUUAUUUCUCCAAGUCGAUUCAUGGAGCUCUCUGGGGUUUCAGAUGCAGGAAAUUCCUUCACUGAAUCGCCUUAUGGUGACCGAAGGAAAGGUCAACGCUUUUAUUCAUUGCUUCGUUGGGGUUCGGAGAAUUACGUCGCUGUAUGAUUUGAAAGCUGCGAUUUGCAAGAAUGAGGGUGUUGAAUGUUUUGAAGAACUUGAGAUGGGUCCUUUGUUGCGACACCCACUUGUGGUGCAUUACUUUCUAGUUCCUUCAGAUGCAACGGAGAUUGCUAAAAUAACUAGUGAGGAAAUGAUAUUGUACCUUGUGGAGUUUAUGGAUACUUGCAAGGAUAAAGAUAUUGGGGCCGAGGAGUUCCUGGACUUCAUUGCUACAAAAAAAUCGAUUACCCCUAGGGAAAAGCUUGGUGUGCGGAUUCAGAGCUUGAGGAUGCAUAUUAUUUCCAUUCGGGAAGCGAGGAAAGCAGAAGAUGCCACACUUACGAAAUUUAAUAAAGAGUUGAAAUCUACUGCUGGAAACCAAAUCAGGAAGGUCAAGGUUGAUAUACCACAAAUUUCCGUUACUCAUUCUCAGAAGAAGGAUUUUGACAAACGAUUCAAUGCUAUAACUCAGCGUAUGAAGUCAUUCUCCUCUGUAAAUAAGGAUUUUCGUGGCAAGCACAUUACAUUUGUUUCAUCUAGUUCAGAACAUGAAAGUGAUGAUGAUAAUAGUACUGAGGAUGAUGAGGACGAGAACAAUCUGAGCAAUCAGAGCUCGAUUUCUCGAAGUGGACAAUGUAAUGAUCAGCGUGCCAGCAGAUGUCCUUACCCAUCAGCAACUGAAGAAAUGACAAGACUUGGUCUCAAAGCUGAAAUGGAUGGUGAAUCAUUUGCUGCUGAUGAGAGUAAAAAGUCAGCUGGAAGGAAAAGGAAACAAAAUGUCAGUAACUCUUUGCCCCAAAAGCCACCUAAAAGAGGAAAGGCGAAGUUGGAUGAGUCCGAGCUGGAACUUCCUAUCCAAGAAAGCAGCAGUAAAAAGGACCUUGUGAUUGAGGAUAAGGUUGAUAAUCAUUUGCUGCCUGAUGAUGCAGUUCGUAUGUUUAUCACUACCUGGAAAGAGGCUUGUCGGGAGCUUUCUGUUUCUCAGGUUUUAGACAAGAUGGUGGACUUCUAUCACUCAACAGGCCGGCGAAGAAAGUUAACUAAAUCGAUGAUCUCAUCAUACCCAUUUAUUGGAUUACUGAAUGUAGCUAUUAGAUCUGUUAAAAGUGGAAUGUGGGAUAGCCUCUAUGACACUUUCCAAUCCAUCAGUCAGCAGAGAUUUAUUACAGCAGAUUCUGAUCAGUUUAAUGACUUUGAAACGGAAGAUUUUGGGCCAUCUGAAAAAGAUGCUGUAUCUGGCAGUAACCAUAUUUCUGAACUUGAUAUUAGUGUCAAUGUUGAGGAUAUUGUGAGGAAAAUUGCUUCAUAUUAUGAGUUGAAUGGAGCUAUUCAAAGGGAGGGAAAAACUGGUCUUGAAAUGCAAAUAAUAUGGUUGAGAAAACUUCUUAGUUGUGAGAAAUGGUUAACAGAGCAGUUUUCUGUUAAGGAAUUUGGUUCCCUUGGUCAUGGGGAGUUUCUGAUGUUCUUAGAAAAACAUGUUGCUCUGUUACCUAAUGAAUUACAUGAAAGUUUUGCUGGUGGCUUGAGCAAAGAAUCCUCUUUGAAGGUAUCAAUGCUUCAGCGUCAGUUGGCUGUAUUACUGUCACAAGCUGCUAGUUGUUUUUGGGAAAAUGACAGUAUAUCCAAGCAGCAGAUUUCGGUGCUUCUUAAGAGGCAAUUUCCAUUAAUCAGUUUUGAAAUAACAGGGGGUGAACCCACAGAAGAUCUUUUAGAAGGCAUGACAAAACAGAAAAGCAGUGCCGCUUCCAGUUGUGUUGUAUUUUCUGUAACGCUCUCAGGGACAUGCUGUAUAGGAAACCCAUUGGUUCACAGUGAGAAACAGUUGCAGGAAACUGCUGGAAUGAUGGAUGAUUUGGGCUGGAGAGUGGGCAUUCUUGGACCUGUUACAGCCAAGGAUGCAGUCAGAUGCUUACUUAAAGCACCAUUUCUUUCUGAUGUACAGUCAUGGUCACAUUGGGACCUUGUAUUUGCUCCUAUGCUUGGAUCGCUCGUGGAAUGGUUGUUUACUGUAGGUGAUAACAAAGAUUUGUUGUGUUUAGUGACUAGAGAUGGGAAAGUUCUACGUAUUGAUCCUUCAGCUACUGUGGAUGGGUUUUUGGAGUCCUUACUUAAAGGUUCCUCUUUUCAAACCGCAGUGAAAUUAGUAUCUCUAUUUGCUUUCUAUGGUGGGGAGAGACAUAUUCCCAGUUCUCUGUUAAAAUGCUAUGCAAGCCGUGCAAUGGAAGUCAUGGUAAAAAAUAAUGUAGAUUCCCCAGAAGUUAAACAUGGCGGUGAUUUUUUCAUGCAUGGAAAGGCUCUAGAAGGACAUCAUAUUCUUGCUGAAAAAUCAACCAGUAACCCACUCGUCGUGGAGCCUCCAGGUGCUAAUCUACAUGUUAUGGCAGGUAGUGAACUAUUCGAUGACAUGUCAAGAGUAAACAAAGCAGUUCCAGUUGCUUCAAGGUUUAUCGUUGAUUGUCUUGGUUAUCUACCUUCAGAGUUUCGCUGUUUUGCUGCUGACGUAUUGCUUUCCGCGCUUCAAUCUGUUACUAAAGAUGCUGCUAUAGCCAUUUUACGCGAAUGCAACAAUACUGAUCAGCGUCUUAUGCUUCAUGAUUUGGGGUUAUCUCUUGGUAUUGUGCAAUGGAUUGAAGAUUACCAUGCAUUUUGUUCUACAGCUGCUACUGAUUUAGUCAUGUCCUCUGGUACGUCAAGCUUGAAAGCAGUAGGUGGUGCAGUUGGCACAGAUUUAAAGUGUACACCAGAUGUUUCAGGGAAUCUGCCCCCUUAUGGCAGGAACAUUAUGGUUACUUCUGAGACAGAUAGUCAAAUUCAUGAUACGAUGGAUCAUAAGGUGUUCUUGGAGCAGUCUAGUGAUGAUUGCACCCGACUUCAAUCAAAACAUUGCGAGGACCAGGAUGCCAACCUUAUUAUUGAAUCUAUUAGGUGUGAGGAAUUUGGGCUAGAUCCAUGUCUUACUCAUUCUGAGAUUAGUAUACUAAAGAAGCAGCAUGCUCGCCUAGGGAGAGCACUCCAUUGUCUCUCACAAGAGUUAUAUUCGCAGGAUUCACAUUUUAUUCUUGAGCUGGUUCAGAAUGCUGAUGAUAAUAUGUACCCCAAAUAUGUGGAACCAACACUAGUUUUUAUUCUUCAGGCUACUGGCAUUGUUGUUCUAAAUAAUGAGCAAGGAUUUUCUGCUGAAAACAUCAAAGCACUAUGUGAUGUUGGGAAUUCGACAAAAAAAGGAUCAAAUGCUGGAUAUAUAGGGCAGAAAGGGAUUGGAUUCAAAUCAGUAUUUCGGGUCACUGAUGCUCCUGAGAUUCAUUCAAAUGGGUUUCAUGUGAAGUUUGAUGUUAGUGAGGGUCAGAUUGGUUUUGUUUUGCCCACGGUUGUUCCUCCUUGUCAUGUUGAUGUGUUUAGUAGGUUGUUGUGCUGUGAAACCAAUACUACCAGCUGGAACACUUGCAUUGUUCUUCCUUUCAGGUCAACGCUGAUAGAGGGAAUGGGUAUGGGAAGUAUCAUAUCAAUGUUUUCAGAUCUUCAUCCGUCCUUACUGUUAUUUCUUCACAGGCUUCAGUGUAUAAAGUUUAAGAACAUGCUUGAUGAUACACUCAUAGUCAUGAGAAGAGAAACUAUAGGGAAUGGCAUAGUCAAAGUUUCUCAUGGGAAAGAGAACAUGUGUUGGUUUGUAGCAACUCAGAAGUUGCAGGCUAAUGUUUUUCGCUCUGAUGUGCAAACUACGGAAAUUGCCAUAGCCUUCACUUUGCAGGAAUCAGACAAUGGAGAUUACAAGCCAAAACUGGAACAACAACCAGUUUUUGCUUUUCUUCCCUUGAGAACUUACGGUCUCAAAUUUAUUCUUCAAGGUGAUUUUGUUCUGCCUUCGUCUAGAGAAGAGGUUGAUGGAGAUAGUGCCUGGAACCAGUGGUUGCUGUCAGAGUUUCCUCAUUUGUUUGUUAGUGCUGAGAUGUCUUUUUGUGCCCUUCCUUGUUUUUGUGAGAGUCCAGGAAAAGCUGUUGCAGCUUAUAUGAGUUUUGUUCCGCUUGAUGGUGAGGUUCAUGGUUUUUUCUGUCAUCUUCCUCGGAUGAUUAUUUCCAAGUUACGCCUGUCAAAUUGUUUGCUUCUGGAGGGAAAUGCCAAGGAUUGGGUUCCUCCUUGCAAAGUUCUAAGGGGCUGGAAUGAACUAGCUCAUACUAUCUUACCUCAAACCUUGCUUCAGCAGCAUCUUGGGCUGGGUUUCUUAGAUAAGGACAUAACUUUGUCCAAUCCUUUAGCGAAGGCUUUAGGUAUUGAGGACUAUGGAGCCAAAGUCUUAAUUGACAUUAUAUCAUCCAUUUGUCAAACAGAUAAUGGAAUUGAUUCAUUGGGCUUGAAUUGGUUAUCAUCAUGGAUAAAUGCUCUUUAUACUAUGUUGGUCCAGUCUUCAGUGCAAACUUCUCUCAAUGUUGUCGUAGAAUCAGAUCUUAUGAGAAGACUGAGGGAAAUUGCAUUUAUUCCGCUUUCAGACGGUACCUAUGGCUCAGUGGCUAAAGGUACAAUUUGGUUACCAUCUGAUGCUUUUAGCAAUGGAUUUGAAGGUGAGCAUUGUAUCGAUACUUUCGGAAGAUUAUAUGCGGCACUCCGUACUGUGAGGCUUGGUCUCCUGAGUGCAGCUGGUGUAAAUACCUAUAGCUUGGAAGAGAUAUCAGUAGACAAUAUUGUGAGGAUGCUUCAAACAAUUGGUGUCCAGAGGUUAACUGCACAUGAAAUUAUCAAAGUGCAUAUCAUACCGGCCAUAUGUGAUGAUGGUAUCAUGGAUAGAGACAAUAAUUUGAUGACAGAAUACCUAUCAUUUGUAAUGCUCCACCUUCAGUCUGGUUGCCUUAGCUGUCGUGUUGAAAGGGAGAACAUAGUCUCAGAAUUAAAAAAUAGAGUUUUUGUUUUGACAAAUCAUCAUGGCUAUAAACGGACUACUGAUGUAUCAAUUCACUUCAGCAGAGAGUUUGGGAAUCCUGUUGAUAUGAAUAAGUUGUUUGGUGCUUCAGAUUUUAAUUGGUGUGAGGUUGACAUCAUGUAUUUGAAACAUCCUAGUACCAUAUCGUUAUCAUCUGGACUGACAAAGUGGAGAGACUUCCUUCAAGAAUUAGGUGUUACUGAUUUUGUGCAAACAGUUCAGGUUGUGAAGAAAGCUACUGAUAUAUCUCAUUCAUUUUUAAUGAAUAUGCUGAGUGAUGGGGACCUUAUUUCCUGUGUGUCAGUAAUUGAGGAUUGGGAAUCUCCUGAACUGGUCCACUUACUAUCUAUGCUGUCAUCACAUAAUAACCUAGAAAAGUGUAAAUGUCUCUUGGAAGUUCUUGAUGACAUGUGGGAUGAUUGUUUUAGUGACAAAGUGAUGGGUCACUGCAUGUUUAAAACCACCAAGGAGAGCAAACCCUUCAAGUCUUCAUUCAUGAACAGCAUUUGUGAUAUUCAGUGGGUGGUAUCCAGUAUGAAUGAAAAGCUUCAUUAUCCUAAAGAUAUAUUCUAUGAUUGUGAAGCAGUACGUUCAAUUCUGGGGGCUUGUGCUCCGUAUGCUGUUCCUAUGGUAAGGAGCAAAAAGCUCAUAAGUGACAUUGGAUUUAAGACUCAAGUUACCCUCAAUGAUGCAUUGGCAGUCCUUCAAGUCUGGACAAGAGCUGCUACUCCUUUCAUGGCCAGCAUUUCACAGAUGUCCAAAUUUUACUCCUUCAUUUGGGAUGAAAUAUCUACAUCAAAAGCAAAAAUUGCUGGGAACUUCUCUUCAGGACCCUCUAUAUUUGUUCCAUUUGUCUAUCCCUGCAAGCAGGACGAUAUUGUCCGUGGUAUGUUUUUGUCUCCUGAAGAAGUACAUUGGCAUGACUUGACUGGUUCUGUGAAUCGAAUAGAGGAGGUGCUUCAGCAUGGCUCAAUAGUUCGGACUAACUGUCCCAUAAGCAAGACACUAUCUCAUCUCUAUCCAAACCUGCAUGAUUUUUUUGUCCAUGAAUGUGGAGUCUGUGAAACACCUUCCUUCCAUGGAUACCUUCAGAUUUUGCUGCAGUUGUCAAGCGUUGCUUUGCCUUCGCAAGUGGCUAAUGCAGUUUUCUGGAUACUUUUGAAGUGGGCUGAUGAUCUCAAAUCAGGAUUACUGGGUCCAGGAGAUGUUUCUUACUUGAAAGAAUGUCUCCUCAAAUUGGAAAGCACGGUGCUUCCCACCAUGCAAGAUAAAUGGGUUUCCCGUCAUGCGAGUUAUGGCUUUGUAUGUUGGUGUGAUAAUGAUGAAUUAAAGAAGCAGUUUAAGCAUUCUGACCAUAUUGACUUUCUGUACUUUGGUGAACUUAGCGAUGAAGAAAAAAAAAUGCUUCCAGCAAAACUUGCUCCGCUGAUGCAAACUAUAGGCGUUCCCUCUCUUUCGGAGGUUGUAGCUCGUGAAGCAAUAUUUUAUGGUAUGGAAGAUUGCAGAGAGAAAGCCUCAUUGGUGGACUGGGUUCUUCCUUAUGCACAACGCUUUAUCUACAAAUUACACCCAGAAAGAUAUUUUGAAUUCAAGCAGUCUAACUUCGAAAAUCUGAGUCGUCUUCAAAUUGUUGUCGUUGAAAAGUUGUUUUAUAGGUAUACCAUAAAGGGAUGUGACAGUGCAUCCAAAAAGCGAUUCGAGUGUAGCUGUCUUCUACAGGCGAACAUUUUGUAUGUGAGACGAGAUUCAGACCCACACUCCAUAUUCUUGGAGUUCGGUCGGCUCUUCUUUGAUGGAGCUCCUGAACUACACUUUGCUAAUUUCCUUCACAUGAUCACAACUAUGGCAGAGUCAGGAUCCACGGAGGAGCAGAGGGAAUUUUUUAUUCUCAAUAGUCAGAAGGUCCCUAAGAUUCCUGAAGAAGAACCUGUCUGGUUCCUUUCCUCACUUCAGGAAGAUGAGACUUCCCAUUUAACUUGUACUUCUGCAAUGGCUGCUGAGCCGAACCCAUCAAAAUCCAAGCGGAAACCAGGCAUUAACUCAAACUGGCCACCUGCUGAUUGGAAUAAUGCACCAGAUUUUGCUUUUGCUCGUCGUGCCUAUCACUUUAAGACAAAACCAUCAGUACCUCCGAAUAAUGGCAGUUCACAGGAGGAUGAACCUGAAGGGAUCAUUUCACAUACAACAACAAAUCAUGAGAUUCUGAAUGGGGUCAGCGUUGACUGGGUCACCCAUGAUGUUGCAUCAGCAACUACAGCAACACUACUGUUGCAAGAUUCAAGCGUUGUGGAGGGUCAACCCUAUAUGGACAGUUCUGUUCCUGUUCUCAAGGAGACUGAUUCUAGUUUGGAGGAUUUAAACAAAUCUUCCGAUUCAGUUACAAUUCCCACUGGCCAGAAUGUAGGUCUAUCAACAUUCAAUGAGAGGGAUCAGCUGUUGUUUGGCACACCUAAUGAAAAACAGAAAGCUAUAACUGGGAGGCAAGGCGAGCUUGUGGCUUUCAUGUAUUUUGCUGAAAAAUUUGGUGAGGCAGGUGUGGAGUGGGUUAACAAAGAGGCCGAAACAGGUUUACCCUACGACCUUGUCAUUGGGGUGAAUGGACAGCCCAAAGAGUAUAUUGAAGUGAAGGCAUCCAAAUCUGAGAGCAAGGAUUGGUUCCAGAUAUCAACCAGGGAAUGGCAAUUUGCAGUUGAGAAAGAGGAUUCUUUCAGCAUUGUGCAUGUUGCUCUGGUGGGCUUAAAAAACCCAAGGAUUACAAUCUUUAAGAAUCCUGUAAAACUUUGCAAGAAAGGUGUCCUUCAGUUGGCUGUUUUGAUGCCAAAGCUGCAGGGAAAAAGCUAAUGGGUUUC